Sinocyclocheilus rhinocerous is the source of this 1696-nucleotide messenger RNA. RefSeq lists its product as uncharacterized. Bases 247 to 1416 code for a protein of 389 amino acids. The record is from RefSeq and is a predicted model, not a curated record. Lineage: Eukaryota; Metazoa; Chordata; Actinopteri; Cypriniformes; Cyprinidae. The transcript is spliced from 4 exons.
GCUGAUUGGCUAGGAGACCACAGUCAGGAAGUAAUACAUAUUUAAACAUGCAAACAAAACACUUCAUAGCUAAAGCUGUCUGUUUACGGUUACUAAAUUAGAGUUGGCGGUUGUACAGUUUUCUUUUGUGACCACGCUGAAGAAGAUAUCUGGCAUGCAGGGCGUUUGCAAUAAAAACGCGUAAUUUGUUCGGUAUUUGAAUUUUUUUUUUUGCUCUUUGGCCGACUGUCCUGUCUUUACAUCAUCAUGGCAUCUGGAGGAAUUUCUCUCAUCAAUAUGUCGUAUUGGGAGUGUGGUAAAAGGAGGGUGCGAUUCUUGUGUCUUACAAACAACAACUCGUUUAAUGUUGCUAAACCAAGCACAAACGAGGAUCAGAUGAUCCCUCUCUUUCUUGGAGCUGAUCUGUUCUCAGACACAGACGUUCGCAGUGAAAACCAGCCCAGAUACCAUGCAAAAUUUGCUAAACGAGGAUUGGCAACCAAACUGGUUUUCCCAUCAGACUACAGAUUCCAAGGACUGCGACUCCCUUAUUCCAACAACAGUCUGUGGUUCUAUAGUGUUCAUGGAGUUUUUCGAGUGGCAUUUGAACUGUAUAGCAAACAAGAUCAGCUCUCAGUUAUGGAGUCAUUUCAGGAUCUAUGGAAAUCUCGAAUAAAUGACAACAACUUGAACAUGACCUAUCAUCUUGGUGCCCAGGAUGUUCAACCCCAAAAUGAUCAAGAGGCGCAAACAAUUUUGGAAAAUAAUAAUACAUGUUCAUCAUACCAAGUCCAUCGGCAGUCUGGCGAAGUAGAAACAAACUUCUUUCCAGUACUCACAGAUCAGUCAGAUAUUUCAUCAUCUUCAGACCAUGACUACUGUUCCUCAGAGCAAACAAACUUAAGCCAGUCUACUUUACUUGCACAGAAACUUCAAAGCCUAGGGGAAAAAGUGAAGUUAUUUACAAGUAUUGAAGCAGAACAUUUAAAGACUGCCACAAAGGUCCUGGACUAUGUUGAAUACUGUAUUACUGGGAUGAUUGACGAGGAAAAACUGAUGGACACUGUGAUGGCCCUGUUUCAAACUCAUUUUCAGAGCUACUCCAUCUACUCAAGCAGUCUGCUGAAGGCUGUGGCAGGUUGGCUUGGCCAGCAGUUCAAUGCAGCCAACAGCACCAUUAGUCACCGGGUUGAAGGUUUUAAGGCCCAACACAUUGAGCACAUUACAAACUUGCCGCCUCCUGAGGAGCUGGCAACUGAACUUUUCCCAGAGGCAAUGCGAAAUCUUCUUGCACACUGGAUGGGUCUGAGUGACGAGGCAGAAAACUGGAAAAGACACAGCGAAUACCCCAUUUUAUUACUUAUUCUAGAAUUUGCUAAUCACAAUCUUAUCACAGGAGUAGCUCAUGUCUUGUAUUCCAGUCUAAUAUGCAAAUAAGUAUACUUAGAUGUAGGUUAUACAUUACGUAUCAUUUGGUCGCAGUUUUGUAGGUUUAUAGCAUUAAAACACAAAUGAUUUCAAAUAAAUAGUUUCUUUAAAAGUCAAAUGGUGAUGUCCUUUCCACAGCAAGCUGUUGACAGAUUUUGUAUUUUGUCCCAAAAGGAAUAAAAAGACAGCAAUCUCAUGAUUUUAGGCCAACCUAUUAAAAAUUAUGAACAUAAAAACAUGACAUUUUGCAUACACUGCUUGCAAGAGCUUCCCCAGAUUACUGUAAAGA